This is a messenger RNA of Stegastes partitus (bicolor damselfish), 4356 nucleotides long. RefSeq names its product prion protein b (gene prnpb). The record is from RefSeq and is a predicted model, not a curated record. The transcript is spliced from 2 exons. NCBI's taxonomy places the organism in Eukaryota, Metazoa, Chordata, Actinopteri, Pomacentridae. Bases 126 to 1601 code for a protein of 491 amino acids. Gene Ontology annotation, cellular component: membrane. Gene Ontology annotation, biological process: protein homooligomerization.
CUCCCAAAGAAUCCACCCCGAGCCAGAGCCCGUUAUUUCGGAGCAGAGGGAGAGAAGGAGGACAACAAACGCAUUUAAAUCGAAUUACCAUCCAAGCGCUCAGACAGGCCAUCCCUUACUGGGCCAUGAUGGGGAGAUUGUGUGAGCGGCUGCUUGUGUCCCUUCUUGUACUGUGUCUCCUGAACACUGAGUUAACAUGGGCUAAAAGAGGUGGCGGCAGCUUCGGCAGCAGGAAACCCUCAUCGUCCAACAACAGAGGAACACAGUCGAAGCCGUCCAGCUCUCAGCCGGGAAAUUACCCUCGACAGCCGCAGAGUCCCAAUCGAAACAACAAUCCAUAUCCAGCCGGUGGGAGUUACCCUUACCCGGGAACAGGCAACUCCAAUCCAGGAGGAUAUCCCAGACAGAACCAACCAAAUUACCCAGGAGCUGGUAGCAACCCAAACCAGUAUCCUGGUAGAGCCAAUCCUGGAGGUUAUCCAAACCAGAACCCACCAGCUGGAGGUUAUCCAAACCAGAACCCAGCAGCUGGAGGUUAUCCCAACCAGAACCCUGCAGGUGGCUACCCAGCAGCUGGAGGUUAUCCUAAUCAAUACCCAGGGAGAAGUAAUUAUCCAAAUCAAAAUCCACCUGCUGGAGGCUACCCAGCAGGAGGCGGCUACCCCAACCAGUACCCAGGCAGAGGUGGAGGAUAUCCUAACCAGAACCCUGCUGCAGGAGGUUAUCCAGCUGCUGGAGGCUAUCCAGCUGCUGGAGGCUACCCAGCAGCCGGGGGCAGGAAUCCAGGCGGCUACCCGAACCCGUACCCAGGAGCAGGUGGUUACCCAGUCAGAACAGGAAACACGGGACAAGGUUGGGGUGGGAAUCCAGGUGGUUACCCUGGUGGUUACCCUGGUGGUUAUCCUGGCGGUUACCCUGGUGGAGGAGUUGGUGGUUACCCCAACUGGAACCCAGGCAAUAAGAUCCUCAGUCCCCGCUAUGGCGGAGGAGGUUACGGAUAUGGUGGUGGUGGUUAUGGGAUGGGAGGAUCUCCUUUCUCUCGCUCUGUGCAGAGUAUGGGAUACCAGCCCAAGUCCACGGGGUUCGCCAAAAAAGCCAUGAUGGCAGCAGGUGUCGGCGCUUUGGCUGGAAUGGCGGUUGGAUAUGGACUGGGGCGCUUCCCUCGACCGCAUUUCAAUUUCCGAAACCCUGAAGAAGAACAGUACUACAACAACUACAUGUACCGCCGCUAUGGCACUCAGUCGACAGAUCAGCAAGACUACGGCCGCGAUUACGUCUACCAGCCUCCUCCUCGGGCGCAGACUUAUGAGGACUUCAUGGGUCGCUGUAUGAACGGCACCUCUGCCACCACUAAGACCAAAGCCGAUGAGGGGGAUGAUGACACCGUAAGCAUCGAGGAGAUCGGAUACCCAGCCCUGAUUGAGCAAAUGAAGUCCCGGCGCUGCGUAGAGCAGUACAUGGUCUACUCUGAGAGCUUCUUGAAGAAACGAACUGCCGAGCAACAAAUAGGUCCAAACAACGGCAGCCCUCUGAGUUAUGGAGUGAUUCAGUUAUUCACUUCCUCCCUCAUGCUAUUGUCCAGCAUGCUCCUGCUGCAGUGAGGAAGAAAACAGGCGUCCAUUUACCACACCCCAAAUGGCUUUUUAUUGUCUCCAUUAUACCUGCACGUCCACAUUCAGCUAAUGUAUAUUAUCUCUAUAAGGCAAACUAUAGCUGUAUACUGUCACUCUACAAUCGUUUAAUAUCGCUGCAGAAAACUAGCAAGAGGUACGAGAACGCUGACGUGUAGAUAUGGUACAAACUAAAGGGGUCAGUUUAACCAUCAUUUCUUUUUUAUCAAGAAGUAAUUUUGCACUCCUAAUAAUUUGCACUUUUUAACUCUGGAUGGUCGAGCACUGAAAGCAGAUUCAGGGUAGUGAACAGGAUGUCAUUUAGGACAAAAAAUGGGAGCUAAUUAGCCGUUCUUUGAACAUGACCACUCACAGGGAAGUUCACAGCGCUGCAUGCCAGCAUUUUUGCUCGCUCUUAUAAUGGAUCUGUUCUAAUGUGAGGAACCGUCUGUAGCGGAUGAAUGGGUUUAAUGUCUGGCUUUGUAUUGUUGCGUAAUGGCCAAGACCAGUUCACUUAGUGCUCAAUUACGGCUCUGGGCACACUUUGGUACAGACAGUUGCCCAUAAGAUGGUUUGCAUAUUGCGGGACGAUGAUAAAAGAUUCCUUCCCUGAUUUAUAACAUCGUUUUUUUUGAUAUUAUGAAAGUUUAAAGCUACAAGAGGUGGAUCCAUAGAGUAAAGAAGGGGGCGCUUGCAUAGUACGGGAAACAAAAUGAACUAAAAAGUCAUCUCAGUGCAUGGAUUCGGUUCUUCUAGAUCAGUCCCACAGUGUUUGGCCACUUGAGAUUCUAAUGUUUUCCUCCCUUCGUGUAGAAAAAGUCCUUCAAUGGAUGUAUUUAGUAUCCAAGUUUUUCCAGAGACACAACCUCGGAAAUCACAUCCAGAUGGAAAUAGAGGGAAAGUCAUCUCUGACCCACUUCACCGCGGGGUCGUUUCCCUUGUGCUGACAUUCCUUUAUGUGUUUAAGAGAAACAUUUCCAAGCAGCUAUGACAGUUUAUUGACCUGUUGAUGAUGCGUACUGCGCUCCAGAUUAAUGUGAACGUCUCGUGUUUUAAAUUUGGGAGAAUUCGGUGAUACUCCAGUUUAUGCUUGCUCUAAGCACAUUUUACCAAGUACAAUCUAAAUAUCUAAUAUUAUAUUUGAUGUUUGUGCUCUAUGUGGUGCAGAAAGAACUUCACUAACUGACUGUCUUGAACACAUCAUUCGAGGAGAGACCAUAGCUUCUGUUUAUGUCCAAUCCUUGCCACCAUUUAACCCUACAGGGCAAUGGAAGCUUUUUUUUUUUCUUCCUUCAAUACACCAGAAUAAACACUAAAAAUGACAGAAAUCAGAUGUGAAAGUAGCUCUCAGAUAUGUAGUGGCUCUGUGCGAAAUCCUUUAUUGCCCUGACAGAAGGAAGACAUCAGUCAACACUUAAAAGAGCAGCAAAUGAUGCCAGAACUUCACUCACUGACUUUCUUAAACACAUCAUUUGAGGAGAGACCAUAGCUUCUAUUUAUGUCCAAUCCCUGCCAUCAUUUAACCCGACUGGGAAAUGGAAGCUGUUUUCCUUCAAUGCAUCACAACAAACACUAAACUGACAGAAAUCAGAUAUGUGGGGCUCAUUGUGGCUCUGUGUGAAAUCCUUUUUUGCAUGUAAUAGCCCCUGACAGAAGGACGACAUCAGUCCACAAUUAAACAAGCAGCAAGACUGACUGUCUGCAGCUGUUGAGGUACUGUAGUUGAAGAUACUGACUUUUAAUCUGUGCCGUCUUUUGAGCAGAUGAGGUGCAAUUCAGGACUUUAUUGCUGUCUCAAAUCCAAACUCGACUCAUUCUCCUCCCUUUAUGCUGUCAACAGUGCGACUGGAAUCAUUGACAGCAGCUGAAUAUUACACUGGAAAUGCCUGAGGGUGGUUCUCCACUCGCGUACUUGUAUGACCCUCAUGUUUCCGUGCAUGCUCCAAGUUUCCAGGGACACAAGUUUUUUUUUCUUCCUCGAUCCAGUCGCUACGUCUCUUCUUCCAAUCACCUGCAUCUGCCCAGAGAACGGUGGGAAAGUCAGGCAUUGUCGGGCCACUGUAAAUACCUCGGUUUGUUUUUCCCCAAACUCUUUAACAUCCCCUGGCUGUUACGGUGCAUGUCGCUCUGGUAAUUAACAGAAUUGAUAGUCUUAAGAGAUUUAACUCUCAGCAGCGUUUAUUUGCCUGCUGUGUCACGUUUAUGGAGAUUUUUUAUUUGUUUGCGAUUCUUCUGCUAUUCCAGUUGUGUGUUUUGUUCCCCUCUUAAGUUCUGUGAAGCAUUCCGUGUUUUAACAUUUAAACUCAGCUUGCAGGCUGUCAAUAAAGCCAUUUUAAAGGAAUUCCAAAUUAAAGAAACCACACUGUACGGUGUAUUUUGCAGUGAUUGUAUGCAUCCUUUUACAUGUAUAGUGUUUCUAUUCAGCCAGUUUUCCUUUCCGUGCUCCUCUCCUGAUCACGUUUUAUUGAUUCUGGCAACACGAUUUAAGUUGAUCUAAGAUUACAGAUUAAUUUUUUUUCAUCCUGUCUAGCUGUAGAAUAUCUGUAAAGUGCACUUACUUCCCUUUAGGACUGGAUAUUCUGUACCUGUGUUAUCGAGCUCACGUUACCGGUGUGUAGAUGUCUGAGUGACUCUUAAAAUCGCUUUGUAAAUACUUUGUGCUACUCAUCGGAUAAUAUGACUAACACGUUUUAAUAUGGUUUCUCAUGAAUGUGUAUGUGUCGAAUAAAAUAAUUUGCAAAACGGC